This is a messenger RNA of Caenorhabditis remanei, 939 nucleotides long. RefSeq lists its product as uncharacterized. The coding region runs from base 1 to 939 and encodes 312 amino acids. The record is from RefSeq and is a predicted model, not a curated record. NCBI's taxonomy places the organism in Eukaryota, Metazoa, Nematoda, Chromadorea, Rhabditida, Rhabditidae. The transcript has 4 exons. Gene Ontology annotation, cellular component: SAM complex. Gene Ontology annotation, biological process: mitochondrion organization.
AUGGAACUACAUAUUUGGCCAUCAGAUUUUGGUCUCCCAACGAUUGAUGUCUCCUCGCUUCAGUUUUUGGCAUGCUCAAAAAUGUGCGCCAGCCCAGUAAGAGUCGUCCAAUCGGCUCGCCCAUGGAGAUCACCGAAUGGAGAGCUCCCGAUGGUUGCCCAAAUCGAUGGGAACGCGAAACCAGUGACAGAUUUUGAGAAAUUCGUGGAUAUUCUGAAAAAAUGCGGACAAGACGUCGUGAUUGAUGCGGAUUUGACAACCAUUGAAAGAGCACAAUUGGAUGCGUUCUCCUGCUAUUUGCAUCAUAAUUUGUAUCCAGCUGUUCUCCACACGUUCUGGGCGGACGAGCUGAAUUACAACACAGUGACGCAAUACUGGUACGCGUCGCACCUCCACUUCCCAUACAAUCUGUACUAUCUGGAGAAGCGAAAGAAGAAGGCGUUGAGAAUGUUGGGCGGAAAAAAUGAUACAGAGAUUCUGAAGGACGCCUUCAUGGCGUUGAAUACGUUGUCGACGAAGCUGGGCGAUAACAAAUUUUUCUGCGGAAACAAGCCGACAUCGCUCGAUGCGUUGGUAUUUGGUUAUUUGGCACCGCUUCUUCGUGUACCACUUCCCAAUGAUCGUCUUCAAGUACAACUCUCUGCUUGUCCAAAUUUGGUUCGUUUCGUCGAAACAGUCUCAUCAAUCUAUCUCCCACUCAGUGAGGAAGAGCUGAAACGACAACAAUCCAACCGAAAAAUGUGGCAAUCUCGAAUCUCAAAAGCGAAAGCAGACAAAGAAGCUGCGAAAACGACGGAAGAGACAUCAGAAGCGAUGGCAGACGAGCCACCAAUGCGUGACGCCAUCCUCUUCACUAUUGGAGCUCUCGCCCUAUCGCUGGUGUUCGCCAUUCAUACAGGAUUGAUUCAAGUGUCUGUGGAAGAGGAAAUUGCAGAAUGA